UGAAUGGUCCUGUCAUGGUGGGGCGGGCUGUCCAAAAUCAGAUGUCCCCGCCCAGACUCUAAUCCCAUUGGUGCAUCGGGAUGCCAAAGCCGUCGGGGUCCUGCUGGAAGGGAGGCGGUGAUUGGUCAGGCUGUGCUUACAGCUGAGCCUGUCCGUUUCACGGUGCUGGAGGACGGAGGGGGCUACAGGGGAUCAUUUCCAUGGACCAUCUGUCUCGCUGGCUGCGCUCACAACAAAGAAGGACCCAGGAUGGUGUUAGUCCAUGUUGGAUAUCUGGUUCUCCCCGUCUUCGGCUCAGUUAGAAAUAGAGGCGCGCACUUCAGCAGGCAUCAGCACAGCCAUGCUACCUCCUGCCGACAUUUUCACCUGGGCGCUCCCCAGGCUCCCAUCUCAGCAGAAUUCCCUCUCGGACAUGCCGGCCAGCCCCCGCAGGCGGGCCUGGCCGCCCACCUGCCCCCUACGCACCACCCGACUCUCACUGCCCUGCCCGCACCCCCUCAGUUUCAGGACGUGCCGGGGCCUUCAUUCCUACCUCAGGCCUUACACCAGCAAUACCUCAUCCAGCAGCAGCUCAUCGAAGCGCAGCAUCGCAGGAUCCUUCCCCACUCCUCCAGAAGAGCCCAGGAGCGGAUUCCUCUGAAUUCUCACCGGUUGCGUUCGGGUUAUGAGUACUCGCCUCCCAUCCACGUCCCUCAGCCAAUAACGCAGCAGCCACGGUACCUGGCUGAAGGCACUGACUGGGAUCUCAGUGUUGACGCUGGCCUCCCUCAUCAGUACCAACUCCAGCAGCUUCCGCAGCACUAUCAGCAUUACCUGGCCUCCCCUCGAAUGCACCACUUCCCCAGGAACACGUCGUCUGCCCAAGUGGUUGUUCAUGAAAUCAGAAAUUAUCCAUAUCCCCAGCUGCAUCUGUUAGCGCUGCAAAGCCUGAAUCCCUCGAGGCACGCCACUGCUGUGCGAGAAAGUUACGAGGAGCUGCUGCAGCUCGAGGAUCGACUGGGAAGUGUCAGCAGAGGAGCUGUCCAAACGACCAUAGAGAGAUUCACCUUUCCACAUAAAUACAAGAAGAGGAAGCCUCUGCAGCUAAAGAUUGGGGAGGAGGAGGAGGAAACAGAUGUGGAUGAGAAGUGUACCAUCUGUUUGUCCAUGCUGGAGGAUGGAGAGGAUGUCAGGCGAUUGCCAUGCAUGCACCUCUUCCACCAGGGUUGCGUGGACCAGUGGCUGGCUACCAGCAGGAAGUGUCCAAUAUGCCGGGUUGACAUCGAAACACAGCUGAACCCCGACAGCUGAUGAGAUUUGACUCCUUGUGAUUCACUCAGUCUUGUGAGAUUCCUCUCUCUCUUCCAUCUCGGCUCAGCGGCCUUCCCCCACAUGCCACAGUCCGUGCGACCCGACCCUGAAGCCUCCUUCUCCACUUGGUGGGUGCUUUGCCAAAUGUCUCCAGACUUCACGCGACACAAAACCCCCUCUACUUAAUGCUUUAUUGAGCCAAGCCAGGACUUCACGAGAGGCCACGAAAGACUCUCUUUAUAUAGAAGCACAUCCUCUUGGGACGCAAACGACACUGGAACACAAAACCACACACUUUCUCAUGUACACAGGGUUUACUUGUAGCUUGCUGGUUGUGAGUGGGGUGUUGUUGCGGUUGUGGUGUUGUGCUGUAGGCAGCCACGGGCUGUGUAGCAUGUCCUCAAAGCCAUGACUUUAUGUCUGCAGAGCGGUAAACACAUAACCCACCAAACUCUCUACCUUCUCUAGUUUCUGUGUCUUUUUCUUACUCUGACAUGAUCAUAAGCUUAACAGCUACUAACCGCUCUGAUGCCAUGUUUACCUAAAGAUCUCUGUGGUCGUAGUAGAGUAGCAGUAACCAAUAAGUGAUACUUGGUGGACUAUCGCCUUCUUGGGUCGAAGCACUAGCUAGCUGAGUGUUUUGAUUCCGUCAUACAGCUUUGACUUGUUGCAAUACAGUUGUACCUUUUACUCUGGGUGGUGUAAUCUGGUUGCCCUCUUGUGCAACCAGAACCCUGGUGACUGAGUGGUGUUGUGUCUAAAAUGUAAAAAACAAAACAAAAAAUAGGCAGAAAGUGUCUUUUUUUGUUUGUUUGUUUUUAGUAUUUUUUUUUUUUUUAACCAAAAUGCAUUUUAUUGAGUUAGCUUGGGUCUGCACACAAGUUUUGUGUGUGUGUGUGUGUGUGUAACUAAACUAAUAUGGGUCAGUGGGAUGUUGAGUUUGCUUUAAGAGUUAAGAGGUUAAAUACUGCAGCUGCCAGAACUCCUACAAGACAUAAAACCAAAAAAAAAACAACAAAGGGAUGAAAUUAAAAGUUUUUAUGCACUAGGCAUGGACUGGUACGAGAUUCUUAAGUUAUGAUAUAAUAAUAAGAAUGUAAAGAAUUAAUUGUUUCAAGACAGAAAAUAAACAGUUAUUCCAAAUGCUGCUAAAAUGUUACAUUGAAAAUUAGGUAUCAUUUUAUGUAUGACAAUUGUUUUAGUUAUUUCACCUUUUGAAGCACUGGGCUUCCUUUUGCUCAAUUUUACACACUUUUGGGCAUCUCAGUGAAAGGAUUGAAUGUUCAGCAGUUUUAAAACUGAAAAUAAAAUGAAAUUUAAAAAAAGCCCUGGAUACCAGAGACUGGCCCAUGCCUCUCAUGCACUGCAGAGGUAGGUGAGAGGAUGUAGUUUCCCUUCUGCCUACAUUGAUUUUCACCUGGAAUUGACCCAAACGGCAAAACAAAGUGUACUACUGACAUGCAUGUUUCAUUGAGGUUUUUAACUGUCAGCUUGGGCAGCGCCACCUUAACUACAAGGGGUGAAAAGAUUUCUGCGCAUGACUUAGUUAAUCUGAGCUCCGACUAUAUUCUCAACACUAACAAAAAGAAAAAAAGAAAAAGAAAAGAUCAGUCAGCGGCUGCCUCCCCUGACUCGUAGCUCGCGUUUGUCCUGUCCCCCUUCGACGAUGACGGGACUCUCUUGAUGUUUACCUUAUUGCCUACGAAGAGCAAGCACAUAUGACAAUAGUUAUAGCAACAAGCUGUUUUCCUUGAACUUGCAUUAGAUGUAGAUCCAUGCAGUGUUUUAGAUGGGAGAGGAGCGUUUGUUUGUUUUUCUACAUCCUGAUCCCAUGUGUUUGUGUGACAGGCCUCCCUCCGUGGUUGCUUUGCUGGUUGCUACGCUGUAUUCCUAGAACACAUAGGGCGUGAGGCGAUGAAGGCAGCCUCGCUCUUGCAGUGCACACAGACACAAGACGACGCCACAGCAGGAAAAAAAACUAAAAUAUCACCUUUUUUUUUUUUCCUUGUUUCACUUCAGUCCCACAGAGCCAUGUUUUAAGAAUCACCUUUAGGACCCGCACCGUCCUAAGCACUGUGAUAGGAAAGGAUUAUUAGACCUUCCAGUUCCCGUCUUGUGCACUGCGAGUGUUGACACUGCCUCCUCCUAUAGUGGAGACAUCUGUGAUGACGUUUUCAUAGUUUACACAGGGUGUUGUCAGCUGAAAUGCCUUAAGUAUUUAACAAUCAUAAUUUAUUACUAAUUGUAGAUAUUGUGGGGAUGUAUUUAAUUUUAUAUAAGUUUUUUUUGAAAGAGGGAGAAAGAAAGAGAGAGCGACUGAAUCAUAAUUUAUUUAUUUAGAAAUAACGGGGGAAAAAAACGAUUACCUCAUUUUUGCAUUGUUGGAAAUGGGAAUGCUUUGCAUGCAGUUGUACUUUUUGGACAUUUAAAGUAUAUUAAAAUAAAAAAAGGAAAAAAAUAGCCCUGCUGUUUGAUCACCACAAGCUGGCUAUGCGAUGUUUACGGUCCCAGACUGAGCUACUGAGCCUGCUCUCUGUCUGUCUGUCUCCCAUGUGGUGCUGUGGAUCUUAGUUACAUUCCAUUCAAUGCAAUCUCUCUGAUCCUCCAUGCUGUGUGGACAAACCGCAAUGAAGUGAACUUGUCUUUUAGUUUGUGUUCUGUUUUGCACUCACCUGUUUGAUAUACAUGGGAACCCUCUCACUGGCAAAAACAAGCAAACAAAAAAAAAAAUUUUUUUUUGCUUAGACGUAUUAACCUGCUUUUAUUUUGUAUGCUCUGCUUCUUACAGCGCACUGUCUUAAUGUCUUAUUGAAGCAUGCUCCUUUUUGGCCACUUUUGUAUUUGUCUUUGUCUUUGAUUCUAGCAGUCUUGGAUUCUUUUUCCAAAAAAAAAAAUCUUCAAAGACAUAAGCAUAACAAGUGCCUCGCUUUAGGUGUACUGAGAUAUUUCCAAGACACUGAAACCACCAACAACAAUCAGUCCAUGAAGCCCCCUGUCUUAUUGGUUGCAUAAAUAAUUGAAGGAGUGGAGCUAAGACAUGUGAAAGCCAUUCUAAUUAAAGAGACGGUUCAGAUUUUGCUUUUUGGGGUUCUGUGGAGAGAUUCAGAGCAGAUCUUAGCCUUAGCUUAACUAGCACAUAAUGUUUUGCCUAAUGCUAACCUCUAUAGGUUAACACAAAUAUGAGGAGUAACUAUUUACUUAUUUAUUAAUUGCUGCACAAAUACAUUUCCUGCAGCCAGCUGCUUAGCAGACAUGCCACUCCUGGUUUGCCAACUAAACAGUAUUACCUUUCGAUGAGUGACAGGAGGCAGCGCUCCUUUAUUUGGCACAUCAUGGUUGACUUUCACAACUUGGAAAGUUUUCAAAGGCACAAAAUUUGUUUUAGUUGUAAGCCAGUAAAAGAUGUAACAUUGUCUGGCUGCAAAUAAGAGAGAAAAACUUUACUCAUUUAGGGACCUUUUUCUAAUAUCUCAUUUGAAAGACUUUCUGAGACCUUGACACACCGCAAUGCCUCAUAACCUCUCCAAAGAACUCCACUUCUAAAAGAAAUAUCAAAACUCUCUUUAAAAAUUUGUAAUCAGACUGUUAUAAAGGCAUACUUUUACAGCAUUACUUUGAACAUUUAUUUGGACUAAGAAGAGGCAUGUCUCUUCUUAGUCCAAAGAAGAGACAUGGGUUUUCUAAAGGCCGCAGUGUUUUUAUUUAUUUUUUUUUUUAGUUAAUUUUCUCGCCCUGCAUGUUUUCACCCUUCUUGUUCCUUUUCACUUUCCGUCCUUCUUUUGCUCAAUCUGCUCCCUUUCUUCUCGCAGUCUAAGCGAACAGACAUGGAUUACAAAGCACAACUUUUUUCUAAAAAUGCAUGUUUUCUCAGGUGCCAGUACAGUUGCGAUGAUUUAAUAGUAUAUUGUGAAACUAUAUACAAAGAAUACAAAGAGAAAACAAAUUAGAAUUUUUUUUCUUUUCUUUUUGUUGCUCGAUUCUGAAGAACAAACGCAAAGAGAAAAUAAGCCAAAAUGUGCCAGUGAAAGGGCUGCCGCCAUCCUUGUGUGAAUUUCUGCUGUUUAGCUGUGACUGCGCAGUGUUUCCAGUAUGGUUUAUUUUAUCUGAAAAUAGAAGUAUUUAUCAUUAAUAUUAAAGCAAUAGCGCAUUAACAGUAAUGAGUGUGCUGAUGAAGAAACGAGUGAGAAUAUUAGAGGUAAAUGUUAGAUUCACAUGUGGUGGGAUUUUGUACUUUAUUUAUUAUUACUACUAAUAAUGACAUAAUGAUUUUAAGGUUUGCAUUGCUAAGCCCAAACUCUCUUAUUUUCUUUUUUUUAUUGUUUAAUUUCAUUUCAUGGCUUGUAUAUUAUCCUUUUUUAUGUGCUCUUUUUGUAAUAAACUGGAUUAAACUGAA
Molecule: messenger RNA, 5683 nt
Organism: Poecilia reticulata (guppy)
Lineage: Eukaryota; Metazoa; Chordata; Actinopteri; Cyprinodontiformes; Poeciliidae
Gene: ark2ca
Product: arkadia (RNF111) C-terminal like ring finger ubiquitin ligase 2Ca
Cellular component (GO): nucleus
Molecular function (GO): ubiquitin protein ligase activity; zinc ion binding
Source: RefSeq, a predicted model, not a curated record